Molecule: messenger RNA, 3315 nt
Organism: Hirundo rustica (Barn swallow)
Lineage: Eukaryota; Metazoa; Chordata; Aves; Passeriformes; Hirundinidae
Gene: MNS1
Product: meiosis specific nuclear structural 1
Biological process (GO): cilium organization
Cellular component (GO): motile cilium
Source: RefSeq, a predicted model, not a curated record
AUGCUUUUCAAGGGCCUCUUUCAAAGUCCCCCUCGGGGUGACGUCACGCGGUCCCGGGCCCGCCCAUCUGGGGUCACGUGUCAAGGUCGGGUCACCCUGGCCAAUCAGCGAGAGAAGUUUCCCGGAAGUGAAACCGCGCCCUGGAGCCCGGCGGCGCCGCGCGUUGCCACGGCAACGGCCGGCAGGAUGGCGUCCGAGGAGCGCGAGUGGAGGAGACGGGCGGCCCGGCUGCGAGCCGAGAUGGAGCGGGAGCGGAGGAUGGAUGAGGCGCUGAGGGCGGCAGAAGAGAACAGAAUGCAGAGAGCGCUGCAGCUAGAGCGAGAGCAAAAGCUGGCGGCUGAGCUGGCGAGGCGGGACCUCGAGAAAAUGAAAGAUGAGAAGAUCAGGCAACAAGUCAGAGCAAACAGUCUUGAACUUCGAGAGUUAGAAAGAAAGCUGAAAUCUGCUUAUAUGAAUAAAGAACGAGCUGCACAGAUUGCUGAAAAAAAAGCUAUAUACGAUGAGAAAAUGAAAUGGGAGGAUGAAGUAGCCCAAGAGAUGAAGGAGGAGUACGACAGGUAUCUGAAAGAAGAAAUAUCUGCAGAGCUGAGGAGAAACCAGGAGAAGAAAAUGUACCAUCAAGAACUGGACAAGCAGGUUGAGGAACAGGAGAAGAAGAAGCAAGAGGCUUAUGAAGAGUUUCUAAGAGAGAAACUCAUGAUUGAUGAAAUUGUAAAAAAGAUCUACGAAGAAGAUCAAAUGGAAAAACAACGGAAGUUAGAUAAAAUAAGAGAAACUCAGACAUAUAUUGAAGAGUUUAUAAAAGAACAAGCUAUCUGGAGGAAAAGGAAACAGGAAGAGAUGGAAGAAGAAAAUAGGAAAAUUAUGGAGUUUGCCAACAUGCAACGACAAAGAGAAGAUGAUCGGAUUGCUAAAGUUCGAGACACUGAGGAGAAAAAACAGCGAGUUCAAAACAUGCUUGCCAAGACGAUGGAAAGAGAAGAACAGAGGCGUAAAGAACAGGAACAAAUCCGCCAAGACCUGUAUCUGGAAGAACAAGAAGCAAUGGAAAGGGAGAAGGAGAUGGCAGAAAUUGAAAAGAGAAUAAGGCAACGCCUAGACUUAAGGCAAACAUAUGAAGAGCACUUUGCUCUAAAGGCAGCAGCACAACAAGCUAUGAGAGAAGAGGAGGAAGCCCUGCGGCAGCAGAUUUUGGCCAAGCUGGCAGAGGACGAUCGCAUUGAGCAGCUGAACGCACAGAAACGAAGAAUGAAACAGCUUGAACACAAAAUGGCCGUGGAAAAAAUCCUUGAGGAUCGUCGCAAACAGUGUAUUGCAGAAAAAGAGCGUGAACUUGCAGAAAGAGAGUUAGAGAAGAGGAGACAAGAAAGUAUCCGUGCAAUUAUUGAAGAAGAGAGACAGAAACUCUUGAAAGAGCAUGCAUGGAAAUUGCUGGGUUAUCUUCCUCGAGGAAUACUCAAAGAUGAAAACGACAUUAACAUGCUUGGAGAAGAUUUCAGGUUGGCUUACCAGCAGAGAAGAGGUAAUGAACUUUCAGAAGAGAGAUGAACCUUCCCCCAGCUCAGCUCCUGCUUUGCCACUAGGUGUCAGACGAUUCCCAGUGAAAACCCAUUUGCUUUUAACAGUGAGGAAUUCCUUUUCUAUAGCAUUAAAAGCCUUCAUUCGAAAACCGAAGUUCUAAUUGGAUGAGCAGUUAGUUUUAUACAGGUGUGUGCUCCACUUGCAUUUUUCACCAAUAAACUCUUCUGGAGUUCUCAAUUAUUCUCGGUCAUGUAGUAAUGUUAGAAAUGUUUUCUUUAGCAACACAGCAGAAACCUCACCUAGCAUGUGCAUUCCAGUGUGGACUAAAGGACUCUCCUAAUGCACUAGUUCAGGGAAGAUGUGGCUGUACUGGCAUUACACUACUACAAUCCUCAUCCAAAUGUAGUGUGUCUCAUCUCCACGAGGUAGGUCUGAGGUACUUCAGUGGUAGGAUCUAAGCAGAGAUGUUGUGGAAUUCUGAGGUCAGAACUACUGUUUAUACAUUUCUUUCAGUGCAUAAACUGACUAUUUUUGUCUCAUGUUCUUACUCGCUCUGGGGGAGGAAUCCAUUGAAAUAGCUGAGGUUUGGCAGAAGUUCAUGCAAGCAGCACAGGCUUGUAUUGCUCCUGUUUGUUAACGUACACACAAUAGGCUCAGCUCACCUAUCCUGAAUCUGUUUUCUAGCUAUUGAUUACAAUGAUGACUAAUGCAAUUUUUAAGGAUGUAAUGCUUGUAGAGCACCUGUGAAUAUGGAGUCAUUGCUCCUGCCUCUAUCCCAAAGAAGCAGCUGAUGGCCAGGGAAAGCUUUACUACUUUCACCUGUACUGAAGGACCAGUUUUACACAAUACAGCUCCAGGGGACUGUGGAGUCUGUCUGGGCAAUGAAGGGCAAGUCUCAUGUAUGGUUAUGCCAGCCAGGGGAUAAGAUGUAAUGGCUAAAACAAGUUAUGGUCAUUUCUAUAAAAGAGCUGUUGGUGCUUAAAUUAGAUGCCAGAGCAGCUAGCUUUGAGGGGAGAUCUGUUACAGAGAACAGACAAGGCCAAUUUUCCAACCACGUGUUUUAAAAAGGACAUGACAUUUUCUUCGCAACUGGAUCACUGGUUAGUUUAUUUCUGUUGCAACAUGGAAUUUUCUGAGACUAAAUCCUGACUUCUUUGGACUGAAUAUAACCAUAGGUAAGGUACGGUUUUAAAUGCUAGAACAGAGCAAACUGAUAAAAAAGUUCACUUUGUUGGAAUAUUCCUUGCAUGGUCUGUGCUUCUCUGCUCCUUCCCAAAUAGGCAGUUUGGCUUGACAAUGGAGUAGAAAUUUGUGUUUCAUAUGAUAUUACAACACAAGCUAUCAGGCUUACAAAAGUUAAACUAUUUAAGUAUAAGCAAAAUCAACAAAAUCAAUUCAGUGGGUUAUACAGUUAUUAACUAUUAACAAGGACUCAUAUACAGUCUCAAAAUAAUGUACCAUCUGACUCAUCUUUCAAACAGAAGUUAUUUAAUGGAAUCAAUAAUUCCCCCACUCAAGAGCUUUCAUGAAUUCCUCUUCGGUAAAAGAAAGCAUCUUGGCAGCUUCAAUGUGCAUCUAAAAAAAAAAAAAAAACAGAGCAGAAGGUAAAAUAGUGUGAAUGACCAAUACAAAAUACUGGCUAACUGAGAUUUUUUGUGGGUUUUAAUAAAGCACAGAAAUUCCUGAAAAUCUGACAACUCUUGUGACUUCUGAAGAACACAUGUAAGAAAACCGGUCCACAUUCUUUCAAGCUGAUCAAUAUACAAUUUAACAUUAAAGCUAUUACAAAGCAAA